AUCCCCCAAAACACUGUUUGAUAAGCAGGGUUAGAGUGACACAUACACACCCACACUCCUCACCAAACCAAAAAUGUGGCCAACCCGAAAAGUUUUUCAAUCCUCCACCCAAUUCCUCCAUCCACCAUUGCCGCCACCACUAUCACAGCUCCCUCCCACAAAAAUUACAGACUUACCCACCUCCCCACCUCUUCUCCUUGUCAAAUGCUGCCAUCAAUUCUCACGUCGAGACCUCGCCAUUUUCACUACGUCUUCUCUCGUCCUCUUGCCACCAGACCCCUUCCACCUCCCCAUGGCCCAAGCUGAAGAACCCCCUUAUGUCGCCGAAAAUAGUGAACAGACAGACAAUUCAACCACCAUUUCUAGUACUGAAGAAAACCCGCAAAACAUCGCUGAAAAUAGUGAACCAGUAGACAAUUCAACUACCAUUUCUAGUACCGAAGAAAAUCCCCCAAACGCUGCCGUAGACAAUUCAACCGGCAUUUCUAGUACCAAAGAAAACCCUCCAAACACGGCCGAAAACAGUGAACAAGCAGAAAAUUCAAGCACCAUUUCUACUAGUCCUAGUUGCAUAGACACAACUCCAACAAAACAGGCAUUUCUCGACAUAUCUGUCAAUGGAGAACCCAUUGGCCGAAUUGUCAUUGGCCUAUACACCAACACCGCUCCAGUAGGCACUGACAGGUUCAGUGACAUCGUCAGUGGGGCCGCUGGAAUCAGUUACCGGAGGAAAGAAUUCAUCAAAAUCACCCCCAAUUACGUCCAACAUGGUGGCCUGAGAUCGUACGGUGUGGAUGCUGAGCUUGCGAAGACAACGGGGAGUGGUUUGGCAAUUGACAGGCUCAGAUCUGAGUGGGAGAGAGUGAAUGGGGUUUGUCCGGGGACGAAGAAUUUGGCGGGAAGUGUGAGCAUUAUUGUGAGAGAUCCAUUGAAACCACCUCCAAAAUUGAAGGUGGUUGCGAAGAAUGGGAGGUUGGAGAUUGAUGAGGAGGAGAUUGGGAGUGAUCCGAACGGGACGGAGUUUGUGAUCGCGACGAAGGACUCGCCAGAGUUGGAUGCGGCGGCGCUGGUGGUUGGGAGAGUGUUGGAGGGGAUGGAGGUUGUGAAGAGGAUUGGAGAGGUGAAGACUGUGCAGGAGAAUACUAGUUCUCCUUAUUUCAGAGUGGCUAAGCUAAUCGGAGAUAAAAGGGCUGUUGUUGCAGAAAGAGGAUUCAACCGCCCUUACUCGAAGGUGGUGGUCUCAAAUUGCGGCUUGUUGAACUGACUCGGAAAACUGUUCGAAUCCUCAUAUCCGGAUAUAUUCCAUUUUUUUGUAACGAGAGAACAAAUUUAUGCAAGAAAAUGUAUUCUAUGGCUGCUCCUCCCAACAAUUCAAUACAGUAUUUCAUUAUAUGA
Camellia sinensis is the source of this 1395-nucleotide messenger RNA. Its product is annotated as Cyclophilin-like peptidyl-prolyl cis-trans isomerase family protein. Gene Ontology annotation, cellular component: chloroplast. Gene Ontology annotation, biological process: protein peptidyl-prolyl isomerization. The record is from RefSeq and is a predicted model, not a curated record. Gene Ontology annotation, molecular function: peptidyl-prolyl cis-trans isomerase activity. NCBI's taxonomy places the organism in Eukaryota, Viridiplantae, Streptophyta, Magnoliopsida, Ericales, Theaceae.